AUGUUUUCUUUCUUUAUUCUUCAACAAUCUUCUCAGUUUCGCGAUGCCCAAUACACUUUCAUAGCGUGUUCUUUCUUUCUUUCUUUCUUUCUUUCUUUCUUUCUUUCUAAAUUAUUUUCUAUCCCUCCUAAAUUUUCUUUCGUUAUUAUUGCCUUUCUUCUACAUUCUUUCUUUCUUUCUUGUUCUUUCUUUCUUUCUUUCUUUCUUUCUUUCUUUCUUUCUUUCUUUUACUUUCUUUCUUUCUUUCUUUCUCGUACAUUCUUUCUUUCUUUCUUUCUUCCUUGCUUUCUUGUACAUUCUUUCUUUUUUCUUGUUCUUUCUUUCUUUCUUUCUUGUACUUUCUUUCUUUCUUUCUUUCUUUCUUUCUUGUACUUUCUUUCUUUCUUUCUUUCUAGUACAUUCUUUCUUUCUUUCUUUCUUCCUUGCUUUCUUGUACAUUCUUUUUUUUUUCUUGUACAUUCUUUCUUUCUUUCUUGUACUUUCUUUCUUUCUUUCUUUCUUUCUUUCUUUCUUUCUUGUACUUUCUUUCUUUCUUUCUCGUACAUUCUUUCUUUCUUUCUUUCUUCCUUGCUUUCUUGUACAUUCUUUCUUUCUUUCAUUCCUCUACUUUCUUUCUUUCUUGUACUUUCUUUCUUCCUUGCUUUCUUUCUUGUACUUUCUUUCUUUCUUUCUUUCUUUCUCGUACAUUCGUUCUUUCUUUCUUUCUUCCUUGCUUUCUUGUACAUUCAUUCUUUCUUUCAUUCCUCUACUUUCUUUCUUUCUUAUAAUUUCUUUCUUUCUUUCUUUCUUUCUCGUACAUUCUUUCUUUCUUCCUUUCUUUCUUUUUUUCCUUUCUUUCUUUCUUUCUUUCUUGUUUUCUUGUACAUCCUUUCUUUCUUUCUUGUACUUUUUUCUUUCUUUUACAUUCUUUCUUUCUUCCUUUCUUUUGCAUUCUUUCUCUCUUUCUUGCUUUCUUGUGCAUUCUUUCUUUCUUGUACAUUUUUUCUUUCUUUCUUUUUUUCUUUCUUCCACAUUCUUUCUUUCUUGUACAUUCUUCCUUCUAAAUUAUUUCUUUCUUUCUUUUACAUUCUUUCUUUCUUUCUUUCUUUUUUCUUCUACAUUCUUUCUUUCUUUCUUUCUUCUAUAAUUUUUCUUUCCUCUACAAUCUUACUUCCUUUUUUUCUUCUAUAA
Acanthosepion pharaonis is the source of this 1170-nucleotide messenger RNA. Lineage: Eukaryota; Metazoa; Mollusca; Cephalopoda; Sepiida; Sepiidae. The record is from the annotation of a GenBank genome assembly.